GACUUUUGUAUUUUUUAUGCGCGUCUUGUUUUUACUUUUUUUCUCUUCAUUCAAUGCUAAAACGACUAUUUCUACAACAGCAACGCAAUAUUCAAAGGCGUUAUUACGCCACAACGCCUCAAUCCUUUUAUGUGUUUGAUAGACACGCCAAACGUUUACAAAAAGAUAGAGCAGCCUCUAAUGUCGAAGAAAGCCGAACUGUUGAUUACUUAAAAGAUGAGAUUGCUGCUAGAGUUGCAGACAGACUCUUGGAUAUCAAAAAAGACUUUGAUACCGUAGUCGACCUUGGCUCUGGAAGCGGUCAUAUAAUCAAACAUGCUACAAAAGAUAUGAUGAAAAAGCUUAUCAUGUGCGACAUGUCAGAAAAAGCGUUGUUUAGAGAUAAAGAUGUCGCCUACGAAGUACCUGUCGAACGAUUGCAGGUAGAUGAAGAAAAGCUGCCUUUCCCUGAAAACUCCUUGGAAGCUGUGGUGAGCAGCUUAUCGUUGAAUUGGGUAAACGACUUACCUGGGACGCUGAUUCAGAUCAAAAACUCGCUCAAACCUGAUGGCGUCUUUAUAGGCGCCAUGUUUGGUGGAGAUACUCUGUUUGAACUACGAACUUCUUUGCAACUUGCUGAGCUUGAGAGACAGAAUGGUAUAUCACCUAGAGUGUCUCCUAUGGCUGAUUCUAGUGAUAUGUCUAGACUUCUGACUCGUGCAGGAUUCGCUUUGACAACUGUGGAUGUCGACGAGAUUCAGGUGAAUUAUCCAAGUGCAUUUGAAUUGAUGGAAGAUUUAAAGGCAAUGGGUGAAAAUAAUGCAGUAGCUUCAAGACAACACAUCUUAACUAGGGACACACUUAUUGCUGCUGCUCCUAUAUACAAAGAACUUCAUGGCAAUCCAGAUGGAACCAUUCCUGCUACUUUUCAGAUCAUUUACUUGAUUGGGUGGAAACCUUCUGAGAAUACACCACUACCGAAAAAGAGAGGAUCAGCCAAUGCUUCCUUAAAAGAUAUUUUGUAGAUAGAUGAUAUCAUUGUUCUGAACAAAAGAGUAUCAUUAAAACUUAUUAUUAUUGUUUAUAUGAUCUUUAUUAGAAUGAAGCAGUGCAAAAAAUAAAAGUAAUGUUUUGAUUUUAAACCAGACAGACAGCAUAAAGUUUGUACGGAUAUGUUGAGAAUGUAUGGCACUUUAUAAGAGUAUUUAAGAUGAAAAGAGAGAUUCAUAAAAAGGCAAUAAGGCUAUUGCUUUUUUUUUUCUU
Messenger RNA from Rhizopus microsporus ATCC 52813, 1242 nucleotides. Its product is annotated as S-adenosyl-L-methionine-dependent methyltransferase. Gene Ontology annotation, biological process: mitochondrial respiratory chain complex I assembly. Gene Ontology annotation, cellular component: mitochondrion. The record is from RefSeq and is a predicted model, not a curated record. Lineage: Eukaryota; Fungi; Mucoromycota; Mucoromycetes; Mucorales; Rhizopodaceae. The transcript has 8 exons. Bases 54 to 1004 code for a protein of 316 amino acids. Gene Ontology annotation, molecular function: S-adenosylmethionine-dependent methyltransferase activity.